UGAAGAUGUGCAAUUCACUGGAGUGGACGUGUGUGCUCAGCUGCUAGAUAUGAGUGCAUGAGAUCAUUGUGCUUCAAAAAGUGCCGUGUUUCAUGAGUUGCCUAUCAGCUGUAGGAGACGAAAUGCUUGUCGCGUGAUUCAUUUCAGCCCCGAAUUGAAUUGACGGACUGGCUUUCUAGACGAUCACUGGUCCUGUUAAUUGAUAGAUAGAUGGAGUGACCGAGCUUGCUUAUGUAAGCUCGUGAAACAACAAAUACAAGCUGAAGGUCUCUGUUGAUGAAGCUGCAGGAAAUCUGGAGCUCGCGGAUUUGAGUCUCCAGUGAUUGUUGCCUUCUACAAAUGUUUCUGCGCCCUUCGAUGAAGUGAUUCAGCUGCGUUUUGUUACUGACUGAUCAAGCAGUCAGAUUCUCAGCUUCUUCAGAAGCCAGCUGAAUUGUUCCUGUAAUCUAGGCGCAUGCUGUGCAAGUGAAUGUACGCUUGUAGCAGGAUGGCAGGCUUAAUAGCUGGUCCAGGCUGCUGCUCUGUGUCGUGGAUGGCAACCAGUCAGGGGUCGUUUUCGAAUUGGAGAAGGAAUAAAUCCGUUUUUCGAAGCCACCGUGUUCGUAUCAAUGCACCUCGAGUUACGCUGGGAGACAAAAGCGACCUGGAAGGCCUGCAGGAGGCAUUCCCUAUGAAAGAGAAGUGGUCAGGAUCCAGUGCCAGUGAUGUAAUCAAGUUGUUCAACGACACUCAACAAAAUAUGCUCUAUCUUAAUAAGCAGAGGUUGAAUGCUAUUGAGGAGGUCCAGAAAACAAGGAGAGACAAUGAUUUCUUAAUAGCAAGGGUAGCCCAGCUAGAAGCCGAGUAUCAGGCCAGUGCCGGAGAAUGUGAAGUUUUGAAUAAAAAGCUCAAAGCUUUGGGGGUCGGUCUGCCAGGAGAAGACUCAGAAGCGGUACCAGUAGUUGAGGUCAAAAAACAACCCAAUCCUUUUUCGGUAUGGGGAGAGCUUCUCUUGCGCGUGGACUCAAUGGCAAUGACUGGGCAAAUAACAUUAAGUCAAGCAACUGGACUGCGAAAUCUGGUUAGAAAAAGGGAUGCACAAGCAGCUGAUGUAUAUUUGAGUAUGUGUGAGAAGGAUGAUCGCGAGCUAUCCUCAAAGCUACUCCAUCUUCUUGACCCGAAUAAAAGGCGUGGAAUACAUGUGAUCCACAUCUGUACAGAAAUGGCUCCUAUAGCCCAGGCAGGAUCUCUGGCCACGUACAUUACAAGCUUGUGCAGCGCACUGAGGAAAAAAGGUCAUUUGGUGGAGGUAAUAUUGCCAAAAUAUGCGUCAGCUGAUUUAAGCUGUUUGAGCAACGUGAAAGAGAUAAACUCGGACUUGUAUUCCUACUUUGGUGGAGAGUGGCAUAAGAAUAAGAUCUGGACUGGAGUCUUUAAUGGAGUUGCUGUAACACUAAUUGAGCCAAAGCAUCCAAGCGGGUUCUUCGAAAGGGAGUUUCUCUACGAUUACGACGAUGAUUUUGAGAGGUUUACGUACUUUUGUCGAGCGGCGUUAGAGCACCUACUUAAGUUGGGAAAACAGCCCAAUAUCCUACAUAUACACAACUGGCAGACUGCUGCCAUUGCACCACUUUUCUGGGACCUGUAUGCUAAGCAGGGGCUCCAAAAUACACGGAUUAUGUUCACUUGCCAUGACUUCAAGUACCAGUGCCUGCAAGAUCCCACCAAGCUCAGCCUCUGCGGUCUCAACCCUCAGGAUCUACAUCGUCCCGAUCGACUGCAGGAUAAUUUUGAAAUGGGCCUAGUUAACCUAUUAAAGGGUGGGAUCAUAUACUCUAAUAAAGUUACCACAGUAUCUCCCCUAUAUGCACAUGAUGUGUUAUCGAAGGAUCAUGGACACGGAAUUGAUACAACUCUAACAAGCCAGAAGUACAAGUUUAUUGGCAUCCUCAAUGGGAUCGAAGGGUUCACGUGGAAUCCAAGUACCGAUCGGUUGAUAUAUUCAAGAUAUUCUCGUCGAGAUCUUUCAGGCAAGCUGGCUUGCAAGGAGGAGUUGCGUAGACAACUGCAGUUCCCGGACUUGGAUGGCUCCACGCCACUUGUUGGAUGCAUAGUUCCUCAUGUAGCCGAACAUGACUUGGAGCUUUUGAGGGCAGCUUUGGACUGUGCUGUGAAUAAAGGAGCGCAGUUUGUGUUCGUAGGCGCAAGCAAAAUCCCCCGAAUUCAAGUCGUUCUGGAAGACCUUCAGCGAGAGAGCAAAAAUGGCCACUUCGCUGUGAACUACAACGAGACCUUGGCACAUCAAAUCAUGGCGGCUUCGGACAUCCUGGUCUGCCCGUGUGUGUCUGAACCGUCCGGUCAAUGGCCGCUGAUCGCUAUGCAUUACGGCACCGUUCCCGUCUCGAGAGAAAUCUAUGGCGUCCGUGGAAGUGUGCUGGAUUCGGACGACUCCUCGCUGGGAAACCCGGCAGAAGCCACAGGAUACACCUUCUGCUCGAGACAAGGAUCAGACUUGGCAAAGUCGUUAAGUAGAGCCAUUGACCGAAUGAAGAACGAUCCCGAAGGAUGGCACCAGCUUGUCCAAAAUGGAAUGGCGACUGAUUAUUCUUGGGACGGCAAGUGUGUAGAAUCCUAUGAGGCUGCAUAUUGGUCCAUCUGUGGCUCAUAGUCGAAGAGAAGCCGGUGUAUAGUAGUGAUUUUGCCCAAAUUCAAACAAACAGUAGAGCUGUACAAAUAUCUUGCCUCACCACCGCCUUCAUGGUUCUGUACUUGUUACAACGUGGUCGUGUCAAGCUUCAACGUGAAGAUUUUGUGAGGCAACGUGAUCUCCUUCUCGGCGGUUUCUUGCUCAAGUGGAAUGAAACCUCGAUCUUAUCAGAUGGUGUAAAAUCUGAACCACGCGACCGUAAGAUGUGGAAGCGACUGUGUAAUGCGAAAUGUAUCGGCUUCAUGCAUAUGCCCACACCUUCCUCGCGGGCUGUAAACUACCACACAGAAGCACACAGCAGGACGCAUGAAUUGGAAACUCUUGAACGAUGGGCGCAAACCCCUGAGACCGACUCUGUUUCUUCGCAGCUUGCAAGUGUGACGGACAGCGAGCCACUUCGGCAGCUGGCAUCUUCUGAGAGAUCAUACGGCUGAUUGAAUCAUCGCACCAACUAAAGAGCAACCAUCUUGAUAUCGAGAUUUAAUUGAUCAAAGCCAGACUCUGAUGGAUGCAGCCUACCGAUAUCGAUCUGCACAGAGAAUUUUUGCCAGCAGAGUUCAAAGAUCUACAACAGGGUCCCUAGAGAAUGAGGAGAGAGAAUCGGGUCCAAAGUCAAUGGGAAAUUGAUCCGGUUUCAAGAGACAGACAGAGUAAGCGAUUCCCUAUAGACAGAAAAUUGCUGUCCAGCGCACAACCAGCGAACUCAUUCUGUUUUAGAUGGCACCAUGGAGCCAUAGGGGGGAUGAGCAAAAGUCAGAAUCAUAUCAAUAAGGACAGUCGUCAUAUGCCCUUGAACGAAGGCCGUACCUUCACACCCACCUUCACCGGUGGGCCAUGUAUCUCGAGAGGACUACGAGUUGUAUACAUGCAAACUAUGAGGGCAGGUCUUCAUGGGAAUGUGUGGUAGAUGUAACCGGCCUGCCUGCGCUAGAACGUCCCUCGUAAAUGUAGUGACAACGACACGGCGUCCCUACACUGCGCAGACCCCAGUGCUGGCUACAGAAGAAAUGUCAAGUCAGAUACGCAGUACUGGGAAUGUCCUUGAGUAUUAUAAUUUCUGAUAUUCAAGGAACUGCUCUCAAAACGGAUUCAGUUUAUGGAGCCUUUUCAGAUUCAUGGUUGGAAAAUAGUGUUCACCUGAGGUAAAGGCCAUCGUUGAUAAUGGCUUUGUUCAGAAAUGUGCCCAAGUGCUUGGAGAUCGCCCGUCGUGGGAAGAUUCGU
Marchantia polymorpha subsp. ruderalis is the source of this 3907-nucleotide messenger RNA. NCBI's taxonomy places the organism in Eukaryota, Viridiplantae, Streptophyta, Marchantiopsida, Marchantiales, Marchantiaceae. The record is from the annotation of a GenBank genome assembly.